ACAUCACGGAUCAUCAGCCGGAAGUGGAGCGGUGUGUUUGUUGUUUUCUGCUGUGUUUGUUUUGCAGGAUCUGGAGCAGAAACGGAGUUGAGAUGAAGUGCGUCUGGCUGUUUCUGACGUUCCUUCUUUCAGUUUUUUUGUGUUGUUCGGCUUCGGCUUUCGACGGAGUUUUAGGCAGCACAGCUUCCUGCCAUAAAACCUGCCGAAUGACUUACAGCCUGCACACCUACCCGCGGGAGGUGGAGCUGUUCGCCUGUCAGAGAGGAUGCAGACUUUUCUCCAUUUGCCAGUUUGUCGGUGACAGUGAAAAUCUGAAUCAGACCAAAUCCGAGUGUGACUCUGCGUGUAAUGAAGCGUAUGAUGAAGUAGAUGAAGAGUUCGCCUGCAGUCUGGGCUGUCAGAAUCAACUUCCCUUCGCUGAGCAGCGACAAGAGCAGCUGUUGGCCAUGAUGCCCCGAAUCCACCUACUUUACCCCCUGACGCUGGUGAGGGGAUUCUGGGAGGACAUGAUGAACCAAGCCCAUGAGUUCAUCGCCUCGUCAUGGACCUUUUACCUGCAGGCAGAUGAUGGGAAAGUCAUUGUUUUCCAGACAGGGCCACAGGUUCAGUUCGUGUCUCAGUUUGACCUGCAGGGGGAGGAGCUGAAGGAGGAGCCUCAGAGUUCAGAUCCUGAGAUUAACGAGCCGCUUUACAGAGAAUACAGUAGGAGCUUCGGCCAGGAGAGAUUUGGUGUUGUGGCCCAGGAUCAAAGCAGUUCACAGGAUGACUACAACUUCUUCAGCUGUCUCUCCAGGAGCUCAUGGCUGCCUGGCUGGAUUUUGACCACUACUCUGGUUCUGUCGGUUCUGGUUCUAAUUUGGAUCUGCUGUGCUACGAUGGCCACUGCUGCGGAUCAGUACGUCCCUGCUGAGAAGCUGAGUAUUUAUGGAGACAUGGAGUACAUGAAGGAGCAGAACCUGAAGCCAUACCCACAAUCCUCUCUGCUGAUUGUCAGCUCUUUGGUGAAGGAGGGUGAGGCUGAAGCACUUCCACAUAAGCUGAAAGUGGAUCUGACCAGUGUUUAAACUCGGCGCGAGCUGGCCGAAGUGUAAAUGUUUUGGGUUUAGAGAGAGUGCAUUAGAGGCAGUGUUUGCUUCAUGUCUUAAAUUUACACAUUCUUUAGUUAAUGGGAACUAUUUCUUUGGCACAUUAUGCUUUUAAGUGUGUGUGUGUGUGUGUGUGUGUGUGUACGUUGUGAUUUUAGAGGAUAUUAAAAUGGCCACCGGGUGGUGCACUGCUGUAAGUUUUCCGUUUGUAUUUUUUCUUCAUGAGGUGUAGUUCAGGUACAGAGGCGUAUGAUUUACAGCUUGUAGGUUCAGGUUCUAGGUUUGUUUCUCUUUUCCACCGAAAGUGAUCUGGCCAAAGUGUUUAAAAAGAGCAGUGCAUGUUUAUAGAUAACUGUGUGGGAAAACCAUGUUAGCAAUUUUGUCAGACUCCUUUACAAUAUGAAAUGAGGAAGCGGGACUGUGUCUGUGGGAAAGAGCUAACAAUGAAACUAAAUCGAUGUCUGUUCGAUACUGUGCUCAGUUAUGACCUUUUACUAAGCUCCAUACAGGUUGCCAGAUCGUCUCAAUAUAAUCAUUAAUCAUAAAUAUAAGAGAAGCGAUUUAAAAAGGUGAAAGAUUUUCAAGGUUGGGUUUGACUUUUUAAAAUGAUUACAAUAAACAGUGAUAUAAAACCA
This is a messenger RNA of Ictalurus punctatus (channel catfish), 1720 nucleotides long. RefSeq names its product transmembrane protein 59 (gene tmem59). Lineage: Eukaryota; Metazoa; Chordata; Actinopteri; Siluriformes; Ictaluridae. The transcript is spliced from 8 exons. The record is from RefSeq and is a predicted model, not a curated record. The coding region runs from base 93 to 1064 and encodes 323 amino acids. Gene Ontology annotation, cellular component: lysosome; late endosome. Gene Ontology annotation, biological process: positive regulation of autophagy.